AUGACAUCCAAACUCCUGGCUUGCGUCUUACUUCUGUCAGUCCUUUGCACAUGCUCCAAAACAUUUGAAAACGAGGAAGACUACGAGGAUGUCACUGUGAACCAGAUGCUGGCUCCCAAGUCCCAGCAAACCGACGCCACGGAAAUACUCAAUAAUUUACUGAAAGAAUAUGAUAAGAAGCUGCGCCCGGACAUCGGAGUAAAACCAACUGUCAUUGAUGUUGACAUAUAUGUGAACAGUAUCGGGCCGGUGUCUUCGAUAAACAUGGAAUACCAAAUCGACAUCAUCUUUGCCCAGACGUGGACGGACAGCCGCCUUAGAUACAACAGCACAAUGAAAAUCCUGACGCUGAACAGCAAUAUGGUGGGACUAAUUUGGCUCCCCGACACCAUUUUCAGAAACUCCAAGAACGCCGAUUCCCACUGGAUUACAAUGCCGAACCAGCUGCUGCGGAUAUGGAACGACGGGAAGAUCCUCUACACUUUAAGGUUGACUAUAAAUGCUGAGUGCCAGCUGCAGCUGCACAACUUCCCAAUGGACGAGCACUCGUGUCCGCUCAUCUUCUCCAGCUAUGGAUACCCACGAGAUGAGAUGAUUUACAAGUGGAGGAAGAAUUCUGUGGAGGCUGCGGACCAGAAGUCAUGGCGUCUCUACCAGUUUGACUUCAUGGGCCUGAGAAACACCACAAACAUCAUCAAGACGACUGCAGGGGACUAUGUGGUGAUGACCGUGUACUUUGACCUGAGUCGGAGAAUGGGCUACUUCACCAUACAGACCUACAUCCCGUGCAUCCUCACCGUGGUUCUCUCCUGGGUGUCGUUCUGGAUCAAAAAGGACGCCACUCCAGCCAGAACAGCUUUAGGUAUAACCACAGUUUUGACCAUGACGACUCUCAGUACUCUGGCCAGGACGUCACUACCCAGGGUGUCUUACGUCACUGCCAUGGACCUUUUUGUGACUGUCUGCUUUCUGUUUGUCUUUGCUGCUCUGAUGGAGUACGCAACCUUGAAUUACUACUCGUACAGCCUUCGACGACCAAGCUACAUGCAGCCUAAAAGAUCGAGAUACUCUGUCCUGGAUGUGAGGCCUCCUCCACACACUGUCAUCACUUUGAACAAUUCCAUGUACUGGCACGACUUCGAGGACGCCUGUGUCUACGAGUGUCUGGAUGGAAAAGACUGCCAGAGCUUCUUCUGCUGCUUCGAGGAGUGUAAAGACGGCGCCUGGAGAAAAGGACGUCUCCACAUAGACCUACUGGAACUGGACUCGUACUCGCGCGUGUUUUUUCCCACCUCCUUCUUGCUCUUCAACGUGGUGUACUGGGUGGGCUAUCUUUAUCUUUAG
Messenger RNA from Salarias fasciatus (jewelled blenny), 1344 nucleotides. RefSeq names its product gamma-aminobutyric acid type A receptor subunit gamma3 (gene gabrg3). Gene Ontology annotation, molecular function: extracellular ligand-gated monoatomic ion channel activity; GABA-A receptor activity. Gene Ontology annotation, biological process: chloride transport; gamma-aminobutyric acid signaling pathway; monoatomic ion transmembrane transport. NCBI's taxonomy places the organism in Eukaryota, Metazoa, Chordata, Actinopteri, Blenniiformes, Blenniidae. The transcript is spliced from 9 exons. The record is from RefSeq and is a predicted model, not a curated record. The coding region runs from base 1 to 1344 and encodes 447 amino acids. Gene Ontology annotation, cellular component: membrane.